GCUGAACCCGCCCUCAUUGCAGAUGAAAGGGAGGCCGUGCAGAAGAAAACCUUCACCAAGUGGGUGAACUCGCACUUGGCUCGUGUGACCUGUCGCAUCUCGGACCUCUACAUGGACCUCCGGGACGGGCGAGUGCUCAUCAAGCUGCUGGAGGUGCUGUCAGGAGAACUUCUGCCCAAGCCGACGCGGGGCCGGAUGCGCAUCCACUCGCUGGAGAACGUGGACAAGGCGCUGCAGUUCCUGAAGGAGCAGAGGGUGCACUUGGAGAACAUGGGCUCGCAUGACAUCGUGGAUGGCAACCACCGCCUGGUCCUCGGCCUCAUCUGGACCAUCAUCCUGCGCUUCCAGAUCCAGGACAUCAUUGUGGAGACACAGGAGGGCCGGGAGACACGCUCUGCACGGGAUGCGCUGCUGCUCUGGUGCCAGAUGAAGACAGCGGGGUACCCCCAUGUCAACGUCACCAACUUCACCUCGAGCUGGAAGGAUGGGCUGGCCUUCAACGCCCUCAUCCACAGGCACAGGCCUGAGCUGGUUGACUUCCAAAACCUGACCAAAUCCAACGCGCGGCACAACCUGGAGCACGCGUUCAGUGUGGCCGAGCGGCACCUUGGCAUCACCCCACUGCUUGACCCUGAAGAUGUAUUCACGGAGAACCCUGAUGAGAAGUCCAUCAUCACCUACGUGGUGGCCUUCUACCACUACUUCUCCAAGAUGAAGGUGCUGGAGGUGGAGGGCAGGCGCCUGGGCAAGGUCAUUGAGCAUGCCAAGGAGACCGAGAGGAUGAUUGAGGGCUACGGAGGGCUGGCUUCGGACCUUCUCACCUGGAUUGAGCAGACCAUCGCCUCCCUCAACAGCCGCAGCUUUGCCAACUCACUGGCUGGGGUGCAGCACCAGCUCCAGGCCUUCAGCACCUACCGCACCGUGGAGAAGCCCCCCAAGUUUCAGGAGAAGGGGAACCUGGAGGUGCUGCUCUUCACCAUCCAGUCACGGAUGAGAGCCAACAACCAGCGUGUCUACACCCCACAUGAAGGGCGCCUGGUGUCCGACAUCAACCGGGCCUGGGAGCAGCUGGAGAAGGCGGAACACGAGCGGGAGCUGGCGCUGCGCAACGAGCUCAUCCGGCAGGAGAAGCUGGAGCAGCUCGCGCGGCGCUUCGACCGCAAAGCGGCCAUGAGGGAGGCUUGGCUGAGCGAGAACCAGCGCCUGGUGGCACAGGACAACUUUGGCCAUGACCUGCCUGCGGUGGAGGCGGCCAAGAAGAAGCACGAGGCCAUUGAGACGGACACGGCUGCCUAUUAGGAGAGGGGAACAGACCACGAUUUUGUACAAGCCAUCGAGGCGGUGGCCAAGGAGCUGGAGGCAGAGGGGUACCACGACAUCCAGCGCAUCAACAAGCGCAAGGACAACAUCCUGCGGCUCUGGGAGCAGCUCCAGGAGCUUCUGGCUGCCCGGCGGCAGCGCUUGGAGAUGAACCUCACCCUGCAGCACCUCUUCCAGGAGAUGCUCCAUUGCAUUGACUGGAUGGAUGAGGUCAAGGUGCAACUGGCGUCACCGGAAUCUGGGAAGCACCUUCUGGAGGCCGAGGAGCUGCUGCAGACCCACCGGAUGCUGGAGACCGACAUGGCCCUGCAGGCAGAGAAGACACGG
Messenger RNA from Nestor notabilis (Kea), 1647 nucleotides. RefSeq names its product spectrin beta chain, erythrocytic-like. NCBI's taxonomy places the organism in Eukaryota, Metazoa, Chordata, Aves, Psittaciformes, Psittacidae. Gene Ontology annotation, cellular component: plasma membrane; cortical actin cytoskeleton; cell projection. Gene Ontology annotation, molecular function: actin filament binding. Gene Ontology annotation, biological process: actin cytoskeleton organization. The record is from RefSeq and is a predicted model, not a curated record.